AGUUUUCCGUAAGUGAAAACGGAGAAUAUGUACCAGGAACGGAGUUUUCCGUGAGUGAAAACGUCUACAAAAAUCUCGCAUUUGAUUGGAUGCCACAGCAGACUAUAAUCUCUAAAUAUGGAAGCACGGAUAAUUUGG
Dentiscutata erythropus is the source of this 138-nucleotide messenger RNA. Lineage: Eukaryota; Fungi; Glomeromycota; Glomeromycetes; Diversisporales; Gigasporaceae. The record is from the annotation of a GenBank genome assembly.